AUGGUUGGGACCUGGGAGCACUCAGAAAUGUGUUUUCCUAGUGGGCCACAGCGUUCACGGGUGGACGGGUGGACCUGUGGGCCACAACAUUCACAGAAAGCAAUAGCAGCGUGUCCGGUGUGUGAAGCCUCCCGCUGGUCCAAACCACGUGUGUCUGGUGUGUGUGGGUUUGCCUGUGCGCAUGUCCUCCCACCGGUUAGCCACUCAGCGCAGCUCUGGACAGAGGAGAUUGGUGAUUUGGGUGGUGCUGGGUACGCCUCGGCUCCUUGCAGUGGUUGUAGGAUUGCCGCCGCCGUGAUGUUCCGGCUAUUGGUGCUGCUUCCCGCGACUGCUUCUUGGGGCGCUGCUUCCCCGUCCAUACGAUCUACGCCACUGCUGUUCAGAUCAUCCGUCUCUCCCUUCCGUCUGCUCGAUCUGCUGCUCUGCCCUGAUCUGGAGGAGAUUGAUCGGUGCACCCACCGCAUAGAGCCGAAGGAAGUGUGUCAAUCUAGCAAUACAUGGAGCCGGCCAGCAACCAGCGACGCAGCCACCAUUUUCUUACCUGCUCUAAGCACACAGUCAAUUUUGUUUCAGAUGGAAUGCAUUCAGCAUACAUGGUGGAAGAGAGCUGCCCCCGGGCCCUCACUACUGAACAAGCACGCCCACAACAAGCACAUGGAGAUCUUCAUCACAGGGGUUUAUGCAGAGGGACCAGCUCGACCUGGUGGAGCUGCUGCAGUUGCUAUGCUUAUUGGUCCAAAUGCACCUUUUUCUUUCGAAAGCAAAUAUAGAGCUUUUCACAUGACUCAUGUUUACGAUCUCUACAAGUCUCAUCUUGCAAGUGAAUAUCCGGGUCGGCAAUGGGUGAUCUCAAGGAGUAUGACGGCCUGAGGCCCAUCUCAAAUAAGGCCCAAUACAUCAGUCUUAUAUCUUAUCUUAUAUAUACUAAUUGGAGGCACCUUUCAAGUUCUCUCACUGAUACACAUCAUUAAAAUUAAUUACAUUGUUGAAUUAAAGAAUUUAUGGACAAGAUAAAAGGAAAACUCACGUAACAGAGUUGUCAUGUCGCCUAGAAAAAGGCAUUUGACACGUCCAACAUUGUAAAACAAAUGAGGCACCUUUCAAGUUCUCUUACUAAUCCACAUCAUUGAAAUUACUUACACCAUUGAAUUAUAGAAUUUACGGACAGGAUAAAAGGAAAACUUCUGUAAUACAGAUGGUCUUGUCACCUAGAAAAAGGCAUCUGACACGUCCAACGUCGUAAAACAAAUGAAGCAAUUUUUUAAAACAAAAACUCCAUCCAUUCCUCUAACUUGGAUAACGGAGUUGGUCAUGUCCGUUAGGAAAAGGCAUAUGACAAGUUCAACGUUGUAAAACAAAGCGACUAUAAGUCAUUGUGUGCCUGGAGCCUACCAAUGAUUGUCGAUGAUUGAUGAGUUCUUUCGGCAAAGCAACUAUAAGUCGUUGUGUGCGAGAAGCUAAUGAUUGUGCUCACGAACUUGCUCGCUUCAGUUUCGAAGGACAAGAAACACAGGUGUGGAAUGAUAAACCCCCGGGCUUCUUGAUCCCUUUUAUUGUAAAA
Aegilops tauschii subsp. strangulata is the source of this 1561-nucleotide messenger RNA. RefSeq lists its product as uncharacterized. NCBI's taxonomy places the organism in Eukaryota, Viridiplantae, Streptophyta, Magnoliopsida, Poales, Poaceae. The record is from RefSeq and is a predicted model, not a curated record. Gene Ontology annotation, molecular function: hydroxymethylglutaryl-CoA synthase activity. Gene Ontology annotation, biological process: acetyl-CoA metabolic process.